GGAUAACUUUGUUAUAUUUUACAAAGUUUGAGAGGUAAAAGUUCAAAGGUGCCUAUUAAUAUUACAUUUAAAAGCAGUAUAUCCGUUAACCACAUAAUUAACCCGGUCCCGGAUGUAAUCUCCAGUCUUACCCACAUCACUGCCCACCCGAGAAAAAGAUCCGUUAACGUCCCCAUCCUCGUAUAUAUAUACAAUUCUAAACCCAUAACGGCUAGUUUUUCAACCUUUCCUUUACACGAAAAUCCCCUGCCCCCUUCUCCAUUUCUCCCGUCGGCAUUUCGAAUCCGAUCGCUACAAAUUUUUUAUCGUUAAUCUUUGUUGGCGUUGGAGUAAUCUUCCCCUCGAAAUCCGGCAAAGUUGAAGAGAAAUGACCGAAUCGACUGCCGGAAGUGCAGCCGAAGCAUCGGCGGAAGUUGGAGUUCCGUCGCUACCCCAACGGCGGCCAAGGGUGCGGGAAGUCAGUUCGCGAUUCAUGUCACCUUUGAUUCAUUCCAACGCAACCCCAACCCCUACACCUUCUGAAAAUUCGCGAUCAAAAUCAGUCCACCGCAGGCAAUCAUCACGCGACGAGAAUCAAGUACCGGAAACCACUCGAAGCCUAGACACCCUGCUCGUUCUACCCCAGACGGUAUCACACAAUAGAUCGUUAGCAACAAAUAGUGUAGCUACUGUUCAAAAGAAACAGCAGCAACAGCAACGAUUUAGGCAUUUUAAGGAAAAUGGUGAACAAAAUCAACAGCAGCAAGCGGCAUCGGUUGUUAGAAUUUCUUCGAGGCCGGACACGCCGAUUGCGAUUGGUACCGAUCGGGUUGUCCCAUCGCGGUAUAGGCAAACUCCCCAUAGUGGUAAUCGUGGCAAUCCGAUGAAUAUUAGUAUUAAUGGAUGCACGGCCGUUACGGCGGCCACUAGGCUAUUGCAAGAAGCGACUUCUGGUAGCAACAAUUACAGAGAAACUGUGGACAAAAAGCUUUCUAGAAUUUCAACAUCUAGAUAUGACGAUUCGGAUUCUUGCAGUACUGCUAGUAGCCAAGGUAGUUCUUCGUGCCCCAGUUCUCCACUGUUUAUGCAGACUAGCAAGGCGACCCGGAGUCUUCCUGAGACGCGCUCUUCUGUGUCAGAUGUGGAUAAAUGGCUUGCUGAGAGGAGUUCUAACAAUGAGGGUAAAGUCACUAGUGAUUGUGCUCGCUCACUGAAUUUUUCAUCGUCUGUAAAGAUGGGCGGAAGUCUUUGCCUGCCUCCUCAUCCAGCAUCGUGUGUGAGACUGGGAAUGGACGCAAGGAAAGGAAGGAAGGUCUCUAAUCAUCAAGAAGAUGUGCAUUCUCUCAAGAUGCUUUACAACCAUUAUCUGCAGUGGCGAUUAGCCAAUGCAAAAGCAGAGGCAACUGUCAAUACUCAAAAAAGGGAUGCUGAGAUAAAACUUUACUCUAUGGGAAGCAAGAUAUCUGAUUUACAUGAUGAAGUGAAAAAGAAGCGUAGUGAACUUGGGAUGCUGCAAGGAAUUAAGACUUUAUCCAUGAUUGUUGAAGCUCAAAUGCCGUAUCUGGAUGCAUGGUCUGCUUUGGAACAGGAUUUUUUAACUUCUUUAUCGGACAUAUCAAAUGCUUUAUUAAAUUCCUCGCUAAGAGUUCCAGUCAGUGGAGAGGUCCAGGUUGAAGUGAAAGACUUGCAGGAGGCUUUGAGCUCAGCUGUAAAGGUGAUGGAACUGAUAGUUUCCCAUGUCCUGAGACUUAUGCCAAAGGCUGAAGAAGUGGAUACCUCAAUUUCUGAACUAGCUCGGGUGGUUAGUGGAGAAAGAGCCCUUAUUGAGGAAUGUGGGGACUUACUAUCCAAGAAAUAUACAGCACAGGUAAAAGAGUGCAGCCUAAGGGGGGCUUUGAUCCAAUUACACCGGAGUAAUAACUGUCGAGCACAGCAAGAGUGAAGAAGCAUAAAGUUAUUUAAUUAACUCAUUGAGCUCUUCGCAUCAAGAGUUCUAAAUUGAUUUUUUUUUGCUUUUUUCUCUUUCCAUUUUCUUAUUAUGCCCCAAAGGUGUGAGAUAUGACACAUUCUUUUAGUAAUAAAAGAAUGAAUGAUUUUCCAUAUCCAUUUAUCCUAUAAUGGCUUUCGGGUUCUCUUGAUUCUGCACAAAAUUCUGCUUGGAAAGGGUUGGAUGCUAGUUGGGUUUGCAGCUAGUUGGCACCCCUUAGUCCCUUUUAACAUGGCACUACCACUAAUACAUAAAGAGUGAUUAUCUACCGUGGAGCAUCAUUUGUGCUAAACUAACAGUUUGAUUAUGAUUUGAUGUAUAAAUGUAGAUAUUGAUGUAACAAAAGCAAAUUGAUGUGAGAAAAUACUUCAUCAUUUCAUAA
This is a messenger RNA of Olea europaea var. sylvestris, 2348 nucleotides long. Its product is annotated as protein ENDOSPERM DEFECTIVE 1-like. Gene Ontology annotation, biological process: centrosome cycle; spindle assembly. The transcript has 6 exons. Lineage: Eukaryota; Viridiplantae; Streptophyta; Magnoliopsida; Lamiales; Oleaceae. The coding region runs from base 368 to 1921 and encodes 517 amino acids. The record is from RefSeq and is a predicted model, not a curated record. Gene Ontology annotation, cellular component: cytoplasm; nuclear microtubule; centrosome. Gene Ontology annotation, molecular function: microtubule binding.